Molecule: messenger RNA, 3961 nt
Organism: Lates calcarifer (barramundi perch)
Lineage: Eukaryota; Metazoa; Chordata; Actinopteri; Centropomidae
Product: ceramide kinase-like
Molecular function (GO): kinase activity
Source: RefSeq, a predicted model, not a curated record
AACGCACCAUCUGGCCCCUCCUACAUCCGGUAAGAAACCGCUAUCUGUCAGAAAAAAAUAUCCCGAGCUGGGAACCGCUACACGGACACACUUUACCGUCUCCACCGCCGCUUAAUCCGCGUUUAUUUUCGGGGUUUGGAGCCUCUCCGGACACACAGAAAGGACAUGCCCGGUCGGAGGUAACCGUCCCCGGGCUGCUGCUGCCUCCUCAGCCGGCUGAAGGACAGGGGCAGGACGGACAGACGCAGAUGGAGAGGCCGGGCAGGCUGCUGCUGCUGUCCGAGCUCCGCGUCAGAAACGCCGCGUACGAUGUGAGCCUGAGCCGGGUCCUGCUCACCUGGAAGAGACGGAUCUCCAGCCCGGUGUACCACCCGUUCAGACCCAGUGUGUAUCACAGCGUGUCAGUGUCAGAGAUCAUCGCCGUCAGAGAGGAAGAGGAGGAGAACAGCAGCAGACGAAGAGACGAUGGCAGCUGGAAAAAGAUCAAAGAGAGAGAGGGAAAGGACUGCAGGCAGGCCUUCACAGUGUUGUACGUGGAGAGGGGUCGGCAGCACCGCUGGCGGUGUGCUGAGGUCACCUUCACGUGUCCAGAGGGGGCGCUGUGUCAACGCUGGGUCAGCAGCAUCAGAGAGCAGCUCGCCGCUAACACCAGCAGACCCAAACACCUGCUGGUCUACAUCAACCCAUACGGCGGGAAGCGACAGGGCAAACGCAUCUACGAGCAGAAGGUCGCGCCGCUGUUCGCAGAGGCCGGCAUCUCCACGGACGUCAUCGUGACGGAGUACGCCAACCAUGCGAGGGAUCACCUGAGGACGGAGGCGGAGCUGAAGAAGUUUGACGGUGUGGUGUGCGUCGGAGGUGACGGCAUGUUCAGCGAGAUCAUCCACGGGCUGAUCUGGAGGACGCAGAUCGACGGCAGCGUGGAUCCAAACUGUCCGGAUGAAACGCUGCUUCCCUGCUCACUUCGCAUUGGGAUCAUUCCUGCAGGUUCAACAGACUGUAUCUGCUUCGCCACCGUCGGCACCAACGACCCCGUGACCUCUGCCCUGCACAUCAUAGUGGGAGACUCUCAGCCGAUGGACGUCUGCUCAGUUCACCACAACAACACCUUCCUGCGAUACUCUGUCUCCCUGCUGGGAUACGGUUUCUACGGUGACGUGCUAACUGACAGCGAGAGGAAGAGAUGGAUGGGACCGGCCAGAUACGACUUCUCAGGUCUGAAAAUGUUCCUGACUCAUCAUUAUUAUGAAGGAACAGUGUCCUACCUGCCGGCCAGAGGCAUCAUAGGAACGCCGCGAGACACCACCAGGUGUCGAUCAGGCUGUGUGGUUUGUCAGCACAACGGGCAGCUACUUUCAGAGAGAUCCGAGAGGUACAAGAUGGAUGAAGCGUCAGAGAGCGAGAGUGACGACGAGUGGAGGACGAUCCGAGGAAAGUUCCUGGCUAUAAAUGCUGCAAGUAUGAGCUGUGCAUGUCCACGCAGCCCCAAAGGCCUCUCGCCUGCCGCUCACCUGGCCGACGGAACCACUGACCUCAUCCUGGUCCGAAAGUGUUCCCGCUUCAAUUUCCUCAGACAUCUCCUCCGACACACCAGCAAAGACGACCAGUUUGACAUGACCUUUGUCGAGGUCCACCGGGUGCGGCGUUUCCGCUUCACGCCUCGUCACUGCCAGAGCGACUCAGAACUGGAGCUCGACCUGCAGGAGAGCGGCAAACGCCAGAUCUUCAGCCAGAUCUGCCGAGACCACCCAGCUUGUGGCUGUGCUCCCGCCUACAGCAGCUGGAACUGCGACGGCGAGAUCCUGACCCACACGGCCAUCGACGUCAGAGCGCACUGCCAGUUGAUCAAGCUGUUUGCACGAGGGAUUGAAGAACAAGCAGUGUUUGAGGAUCUCACCAACCCCUGUGCAAUAUAGACCCAAGCCCCCAUUAUUCCCUGUCAGACACUGGAGUCUUCUGUUUGCCGCCGCCGCCAUCAUGCAACACUUCACCAGGAGACUCAACAGGAUCUGCUGUGACAGAAUUUUACUCUCUGGAUCUUGAAGUCCAAAAUGAGUUUCAUUAAAUCGCCCUGGACAGCUUUAAAUCCAUUUCUUGAAAAGUAGCAUCUGUCUUUGGGAAACAGUCACAAAUUUAAAAACCCAGAGAGUAAAGAUUCACCCUCAGAUUUUAGGUUUGUUGUGGGUGACACUGUUGGUGUUUUUGGUGUGAACAGCUUGAAUGGCUGCUCAGUGUCUGGCACCAGAUUUAGUUUUAAUAUUGCACUCCAUUCCUGAAAGUUAGAUCUACUCUGUUUGACAGAAGUUUUCCUCCAUUAUCCUCAGAUCUUGACUUAAUCUUGGGGUCUUAGGUCACAAAUGUGUAACCAGACUACAACUGCUAUAGUUGGAAAUAGGUCAAAGCAACAUGGACUCGUUGUGUAUCUGUCUCUCACUGCCUGUAGAAUGAUCUUCAGUCCAGUUUUAACCUCGUCUGGUCUGUUGUCGUCUUGUGGCAGUCUGGACUUUGGUUUUGUUGAUGCUUUGACUUGCACUUGUUUUGACUCAGACUUGUCUUGGUCUGGUUUUUAUCUGGACUCGUGCCACUGCCUUUUUGUGUGGACUCAAAACUUUUCAUCAAGCUGACUUGACUCUGACGGUCUCUGUCUUGUGGAUGUUUUUACCUGGACUUGUCUUGGUCUCAGGUGUCUGGAUUCAGAUUUGUCUUAGUCUUGCGGAUAGUUUGAGCUGGACUUUUGGCUCCAUCCCAUAGGUACCGUCUCGUGUCCAUUUUGACUCAGACUUGUAAUCUUGUGACUCUGACUUGUCUUGAUGCUGUAAGAGUUGUCUUGGCUGUGUGGACACUCUAACCUUUUGUGGUGUCAUGAGUGUUUUGACUCUGACCUGUUACAGACUCCAGACUGGUCUUGGCUUUGACUUGAUCACAAAACUGCUCAGACUUGGACGUGUCUACGACUCAAUUUAAGCGACAAUCUGGAGAGAUUUUUUUCUGUUUUCUCAGACUUGUCUUGGACUUGUGAUUGUUUCGACUUCGACUUUGGCUACCAGUUCCUCUAAACUGUAACUGUAGUCUUGACAUGAUCUCGAUCCUUAUUUGGACUUGAAACUGAAACUGGUUUGACCUGGACUUGACUUACAUUGCCUGUUGAUUUAUGUCUAGAUUUAUUUGUAAUGUUAUUUUUUGACAUUCUUUAGUAGUGCUGUAGUACUUAAGUUGGGUCUCAGUCUCAAUUGCAAUCUCGUUUAUUCUCUCAUCUCGGACGAGUCUUGUGGGUGCGUUGACUUGACUCUGACUUGUCUCAAACUCAACUUAAGGGGCCUUGACUGCAGCCCUCCAUAAGUAGAUUAGAAACUGUUUCAUAAUUGUUAGCUUAUUUGCACUUUUAGAUAGUUUGAAUUAUUUUUAUUACUCAGAAAAACUCUGGAAUUGGAAUUAUCUGUUACAGGUCUUAAGGAUGCCAGACACCUGCCAGUCAUUCCCAGGGUCAUGUGGUCACUAGCGGUCAUGGGUUGAUUCACAUUCACGAAAAGUAGAGAGUAAAUCUCACGAACAUGGUCAGUACUUGGAAGGGAAAAAUAACGCUGACAGGUGAUUUAUUUUCCACUGUUGACUUUUCUUUUUAACGAUCACCGUCUAUGUUCCUCAGCUUUGUGAAAGUUUCUGUUACAUUCUGCUUCCCAAACACAUCCAUCAGAAGUUAUCUCCACAUUUCCAUCAUUUCUCAGGAAAACCUGAGCUCAAUCGUAGCUAUGAAAUUGUAUUUUUACAUAUAUUAAUUCCCAGCAAUUUAGGAAAUAAAGAGAAAAAUCUCAAGUUUUAAUUUUAGUCAAGAAUGAAAAAAUGAAAUGAAAAAAAAUGUUGUGUCAGUCAAGCUGGUCGUGGCUGAGUAAGCUCAACAGCGCACAUGUGAAUGUUUUUAAUCUUCCAUUUCUGCUCGAUAUGCAAAUGAACUCAUAGAAAA